AUGUUCCAGACUGUGCUCAACGCCGUUGACGUCCUCGACCUUGAAGACGAAGGUUCAGCGUGGUUGCGUACUCCACCCCCCAUUGGAACUGGCGUGUCUGCCGUAAGAUCCCAAGGUUUCCUGGACCAUACGCGACCGAACGACCUCCCGGACGAUCAGGUCUGGGACUGGGCUGGCGUCGCAGGCCCGUGGGCUGGCACUUAUGCCUAUCUCGAUUACGCAGACUGGCUACGACUGAACCAUCCUGGGAUGCUCGCGAUGGAAUCUUCACUGCCUCGCUUGGACCUCACGACGUAUGGCGAGGCCGUGGGGGACCUGAUCAACCUUUACGCAAUCGUCGAUGCAGGGCCCGAGGAUGCAGACGCCGCUUGCUCCGCCAUAGAGGGCGAGAGUGUAGUACUGCCUCGAAUCGAGACGUCCUUGGAAACCUCAGCCCUGUAUCCACCGCUGUACUUCCACUCUGAGCAGAGGUUGACCGGUCACAUGGCUCAGCGAGGCUUUAUCCGGGGAGUAGCUCGGGUUACGCCAGACGAUCCUCCGGAGGUUAGAUGGACGAUCAUCAUCCGCUACGGGGGCGAGGACCGGUGGCGCAUGGAAGGUGUCCAAGUUGGCGGCAGGGGCAGCAAGCGCGGCUUCUUUGGCACGUGGACGGAUGCUGCAAAGGAGCUAUACUCACCGAAUGGACCAGUCUGGUUCUGGCAUCUCUGA
Molecule: messenger RNA, 708 nt
Organism: Trichosporon asahii var. asahii CBS 2479
Lineage: Eukaryota; Fungi; Basidiomycota; Tremellomycetes; Trichosporonales; Trichosporonaceae
Exons: 4
Coding region: 1-708 (235 amino acids)
Source: RefSeq, a predicted model, not a curated record